Molecule: messenger RNA, 3472 nt
Organism: Gastrolobium bilobum
Lineage: Eukaryota; Viridiplantae; Streptophyta; Magnoliopsida; Fabales; Fabaceae
Product: PH, RCC1 and FYVE domains-containing protein 1
Exons: 9
Coding region: 79-3129 (1016 amino acids)
Molecular function (GO): metal ion binding
Source: RefSeq, a predicted model, not a curated record
GGUAUUUGUUAUUUUUUGGGUUGUUGGUGAAAUGGGUAUUGUGUCCAUUCCUGGGAAGCACCUCUUAUUGCAACCUGAAUGGCUGAUCCUCAUAAAACUGGUCUUGGUGAGAGGGAUAUUGAGCAGGCAAUUGCAUCUCUUAAGAAAGGCUCAUAUCUGCUAAAGUAUGGACGAAGAGGGAAGCCAAAGUUCUGCCCGUUUAGGCUUUCCAAUGAUGAGUCUCUACUCGUAUGGUACUCUGGCAAGGAAGAGAAAAAGGUUAAGCUCAGCACUGUUUCAAGGAUCAUUCCUGGCCAGCGAACUGCAACAUUUCAGCGGUAUCCUCGGCCUGAAAAGGAAUAUCAGUCAUUUUCUCUUAUAUACAAUGAUAGGUCCUUGGAUUUGAUAUGUAAGGAUAAAGAUGAAGCUGAAAUCUGGUUUGCCGGUCUUAAGGCAUUAGUGACUCGAGGUAACAAUCGCAAGUGGAGAUUCGUAUCAACACCUGAAAGUCUGUGUUCUGAUAGUCCAAAGUCUGGCACACGAAGAUCCACUCCGUCAAUUGCACCAUUUGACCCCAGAGAUACCGACAGAGUUACUUUUGACAAUUCUUCGCAGAAUAGGUGGGUAAAGGCUUUCUCUGAAAUAAUUUCAUACACUGAAGGAAGCAAGAGUUCUAGUCAAGCGGAGUCAAUUGCAAAUUCUUCUUUAUCCUCUGGGUCCGUGGAUAACUCAAGCAAUCGAAAUUCUGCAUCUGAGGCAUUUCGAGUUAGUUUAUCCAGUGCUGUAAGUUCAUCCAGCCACAGUUCUUAUCAUGAAGAUUUUGAUACUGCAGGUGACGUUUAUAUUUGGGGGGAAGGUAUCACUGAUGGAAUUCUUGGUGGUGGUGUGCAUAGAGUUGGAACCUUAUCUAGUUCUAAGAUUGAUGCAUUCCUCCCCAAGGCAUUGGAAUCAAAAGUAGUUCUAGAUGUUCAUAGUAUUGGUUGUGGCUACAGACAUGCUGUUCUAGUUUCCAAACAGGGAGAGAUAUUUAGUUGGGGGGAGGAGUCUGGAGGUAGGCUUGGACACGGUAUAGAAGUGGAUGUUUUUCACCCUAAACUCAUUGACACUCUUAGUGGCAUGAAUAUUGAGUUAGUAGCAUGUGGAGAAUAUCAUACUUGCGCUGUUACAUAUUCUGGGGAACUUUAUUCCUGGGGGGAUGGUAUUCACAAUUCCGGCUUGCUUGGGCAUGGAAAUGAAGUCAGUCACUGGAUUCCUAAGAAAGUAAGUGGUAACAUGGAAGGUUUCCGUGUAUCAUAUGUGUCCUGUGGACCUUGGCACACAGCUAUUAUUACAUCAGCUGGGCAGUUGUUUACAUUUGGCGAUGGAACUUUUGGUGCCUUGGGCCAUGGAGAUCAUAGUAGCACAAAUAUUCCUCGGGAAGUAGAAACUUUAAAAGGGUUGAGAACAACCAGGGUUUCCUGUGGUGUUUGGCACACUGCUGCAGUUGUUGAGGUGUUAAAUGAAUCUGUGGAAUCUUCAGCACACUCUUCUAGUGGAAAACUGUUCACCUGGGGUGAUGGAGAUAAAAGCCAACUUGGACAUGUUGAUAGGGAACCUAGACUAGUUCCCGAGUGUGUAAUUGCAUUGAGUAAUGAAAACAUUUGUCGAGUGGCUUGUGGCCACAGUCUUACAAUUGCUUUGACAACGUCAGGACAUGUAUAUACAAUGGGCAGUACAGCUUACGGACAACUGGGCUGUCCUGCAGCUGAUGGGAAAGUCCCUACACGUGUUGAAGAUAAAAUUGCUGACAGUUUCAUAGAAGAUAUUGCAUGUGGUUCAUAUCACGUUGCUGUCCUGACUUCAAAAGCAGAGGUUUACACAUGGGGAAAGGGUUUGAAUGGGCAAUUAGGUCAUGGAGACAAUGGUCACAGGAAUAAACCCACACUUGUCGAGUUUUUAAAAGAUAAGCAAGUGAAGACUGUUGUUUGUGGUUCAAACUUUACUGCUGUUAUAUGUCUUCAUAAAUGGAUACCUAGUGUUGAUCAUUCUGCAUGUUCAGGUUGUCGUAAUCCAUUUAAUUUCAGAAGAAAACGUCAUAAUUGUUACAACUGCGGACUUGUGUUUUGCAACUCAUGCACCAGCAGGAAAUCUACAAAAGCUUCCCUUGCUCCAAAUUCCAACAAGCCGUAUCGGGUUUGUGAUGACUGUUAUAUUAAACUUAAGAAAGCUGCUGAAUCAGUGUCCUUGGUGCAAACUCCUAGCUCGAGAAGUGGAAGUUUGCAAGACAGUAGGUCCACUAAAAUACAGGGAACACUAUUAAGGCUUGCAUCUUUUGGUUCUAUUGUUCAAACCGAAAGCAGUCACUCAAAGCUUCCUGAAUCACAUGAUAGCCAUCUCUUUCCAGCUUUGAAUGGAAAAUUACAGCUGGGGGUUUUUGCUCCUUCAAAAUCAUCAAAUUCUCUUUCCAUGGAAUCCAGGAAACAUCUUUCACUUUCAGAACCCGCUACAAGAAUAUCUGGUCAAUCAACGUCUCCAGUGUCAUCCAAGUCAAGCCCACGACAAUCUUAUGAAGAUACCCAUGAUGAUUUAAAGCACAGAAAUGGCAUUCUAAGUCAAGAAGUUAUAAGUCUAAGGGCACAGGUUGAAGAUCUUACUCGUAAGUCGAAAAGUCUUGAGGCUGAACUUGAGAGAACAUCGAAGCAGUUGAAGGAAGUGACUGCUGUAGCUGCAGAUGAAGCUGGAAAGUGUGAAUCUGCGAAAGAGGUCAUAAAGUCUUUGACAGCUCAGUUGAAAGAAGUGAUGCAAAGGCUGCCUGAAGAACAUAAUGCUGACUGCGACACUGAUUCGGAUUCUGAAACUACUAAUAGUAUUCUAGAUCAGUCCUUAGAAGAGUGCCAUAUAACAAACACUAUCCCUCCCAAAAAUGAAGACAACAGCAAUGCAGCAAAUCAGAUAUUACCUAACGGUACCAAAACUCAAAGUGGAAAGGCAGAGUGGGUGGUGCAAGAUGAACCAGGUGUAUACAUAAGUUUGUCCUCCAUGCCAGGUGGUGGUAAUGAACUUAAGAGAGUUCGCUUCAGUCGGAGGCAUUUCACGGAAGAACAAGCUGAAAAGUGGUGGGCUGAAAAUGGAAUCAAAGUAUUGGAGCGGCACAAUAUAGUUGCUUCAUAGAAUUCAAGAGAACCUGUUACCUCGAAUCAAAUUGUCAACAUGGAAACAGUAAAUUCUUUUCUCUUCUCCCUCUCCAAAAUUAACUAGGAUCGUUUGUCCAAAAUUGACUAGUAGGAUACCAAUUAUGAGGGGGAAAAACAACAUAGGAAGAAAACUUAAUGCUCUGCAGAAAAGUGCUAAUCCCCACCCCUCUACCUCCGAAAAAAAAAAAGAAUGGAUGAGAAUUUUUUUAUUUUUUGUACUUAGUGACUAGUAUGGCGCAAUUCAGAUGGGAAUUUUUUGUUGGAUGCAAAUGUGUUUAUGUUUACUUGCAGCUGAUGAUAUUAGUUUGUUCAGUUUUUUU